Xyrauchen texanus (razorback sucker) is the source of this 2348-nucleotide messenger RNA. RefSeq names its product pseudouridine synthase 7 (gene pus7). Gene Ontology annotation, cellular component: nucleus. The transcript has 15 exons. Lineage: Eukaryota; Metazoa; Chordata; Actinopteri; Cypriniformes; Catostomidae. The coding region runs from base 163 to 2007 and encodes 614 amino acids. Gene Ontology annotation, biological process: pseudouridine synthesis. Gene Ontology annotation, molecular function: pseudouridine synthase activity; RNA binding. The record is from RefSeq and is a predicted model, not a curated record.
UUCAGUCUAUAUACAGAUGUACCGAGUUCAGUGUUCAUGUUUGUUCAUGUAGAUAUUUAGUGUUGUGUCAUUGUGACUCAAUAAAACUCUUUCUGUGGUGAUUCUCUGUAUUUAAUCACUGAUCUGUAACCCGGAUCAGUUAUUUAUCUAUUCGCUGCUCUGAUGGAGGACUCGGUUCCGGUCGGGGAGAAACGAUCCUUCCCCGAUGAAGAUCCAGAACACGCGGUGAAGAGAGUGAGAGUUACGGGAGAGGAGGAGGAUGAUGAUGAGGAGGAGGAAGAAGAGGAGUUGUGUGAGGAAGAGGAGGGAGAGAGUUUUGCUGAUAUGAUGAAGCACGGCCUCACUGAAUCAGAUGUGGGGAUUCACAAGUUCAUCAGCGACCACAAAGGAUUCUCUGGCAUCUUAAAAGAGAGAUAUUCGGAUUUUGUGGUCCACGAGAUCAAUAAAAGUGGGACAAUCGUCCGAUUGGAUGAUUUGACAGUUCCAGCAGAUGCUGAGGAAAACACUUCAGCAUGUGAUUCCACCGAGUGUCUGACGGAAGAACAGAAACAGCAGCUGUCCGAAAUACAACUCUUCAAAAACAAAGAGGGACACGUGUCCAUAGAGGUGCAGGACGACUCAAAGGAGAAACGGACUCUUCUGCACAAAGCGGUGAAGACUCUUUAUCCCGGACUGGAGACCAAGACCGAGGAGCGGGAUGGGAAGAAGUUCAUCGUGGCGUAUCAUGCAGCUGGGAAGAAAGCUCUGGCAGCCCCUCGAAAGCACUCCUGGCCAAAAACUCGUGGAAGUUUCUGUCAUUUUGUGCUGUAUAAAGAGAACAAGGACACCAUGGAUGCCAUCAACGUUCUCUCCAAGUUUCUCAGGGUUCGUCCAAACGUGUUCUCCUACAUGGGUACCAAAGACAAGAGAGCCAUCACCGUUCAGGAGAUCGCCGUUCUGAAGAUUAGCGCUGAACGGCUAGCUCAUCUCAACAAGUGCCUCAUGAACUUGAAGCUGGGAAACUUUGGCUACAAGAAACAUCCAUUAAAACUGGGAGAACUGCAGGGGAACCACUUCACUGUGAUUCUCAGGAAUAUCUCUGGCUCUCAGGAGCAGGUGGAACAAGCGAUGACAUCACUGAAGGACACAGGCUUUAUUAACUACUAUGGCAUGCAGCGAUUCGGCACCACGGCCGUCCCAACGCAUCAGGUGGGCAGGGCGAUAUUACAGAACAACUGGAAGGAGGUGAUGGAUCUGAUCCUGAAACCCCGUCCUGGAGCGGAGAAGAGUUAUCUGGUGAAAUGCAGAGAAGAGUGGGCGAGAUCACAUGACCCUGAGGCGGCGCUGAAGAAGCUUCCGGUCAAACGCUGUGUGGAGGGGCAGUUACUGAGAGGUCUGACCAUGUACGGCAAAAACAACAUCGUCACGGCAUUUGGACUGAUUCCUCGGAACAACAGGCUGAUGUACAUUCACAGCUAUCAGAGUUUCGUGUGGAACAGUAUGGUCAGCAGACGCUUGGAAGUCUUUGGCCUCAGAGCGGUGGAGGGUGAUCUGAUUCUCAGAGGAGGCAGUGCUCACGUCCUGUCCGCUGAAGAGGCAGAGAAACACUCCAUUCAUGAUGUGGUGAUGCCGCUGCCGGGCUUUGACGUCAUCUACCCGACUCACAGCGUGGGUGAGGGCUACAGACAGAUGAUGACCGCUGAUCAUCUGGACAUUGAUAACAUGAGGCACAAAGUUCGGGAUUAUUCUCUCGCUGGUGCUUACCGAAGAGUCGUCAUACGCCCCAGUGAUGUCAGCUGGGAGUUGAUUCAGUAUGAUGAUCCUCGAGUGACCCUCGUUCACACGGAUGUGGAGAAAUUAGAAAGCCGAGCAGCUCCAGUCUACCUGAAAGAGGGGAAAUAUCGAGCUCUGAAGAUGGAGUUUUCUCUGCCGUCCUCCACGUACGCCACGAUGGCCAUAAGAGAAGUGUUGAAGAUGGACACCAGCAUCAAGAACCAAACGCAACUGAACACAACCUGGAUCAACUGAACACACACACACACACACACACACACACACACACACACACACUUUCAUCAGGUGUUUUUUCCUUCAUUUCAGUGCUGAUGCAGCUCACAGUAUCGCAGCAGUGGGUUUUGUUGUCAAAUUGUUUUGUUAUUUUAAAGAGUGUUUUAAAGCUCAGUAAAGAUCAUUAUUAAAUGCUUUUUCAGACCUUCAGAAAUCGAACAGAAUCGACAUUCAGGUCAAAGGUCAGAUUAGUUUUGCUGAUUGUGGAGUGAUGAGAUGAUGUAUUACAGUAAAAUGUUUAAUUCCUGCCGAAGACAUUUGACAGUGUAAUAUUUUAAUCUUCAUCAAUAAAUCUGAUCUGC